GAGAGAGAGCAGCACAGAGUCUCUGAGGUCCGCAUCGCUGCUCUCGCGCUCCGCUGAUGGACUCGUGAUGAUGAUGAUGAAGAUGAUGAAGGCUCGGAGAUGAAGAGGAUGUGCACCCGCUCCAGAAUCAGUUGAUCAGCUGCUGUUUCUGAGGGAUGUACCGGAUCGAUGUGUUUGAUUGGAUAUGAAUGAUGAAUGUGUUCCGAGGUUUGAGCUGAUUGAAUCCAACGCGCUUCUUCAUCAUGGAUCCGAAUCUUCUCACUCUCUUCAAACUUUCUCUGAUCCUCGCAGUGAACACGCUGAUGACUAGAGGUUUAUCAGAUACAGACGGUGUUGAUCUGUCGUUCACCCAGCGGCCGUGGCUCCUGCAGUGCAAUCAGACCGUCCUGCUGCUAGAGAUGGAGAGAUGCGGAGAACAAUUCAGCAGCGACAUGAAUCACGUUCAUCCAGAAGACAGAUGCAACCUCACGCACUUCAUCAGAGAGUAUCACGUCUUCUCCUUCUGCACGGAGAUGAACGCCGAGCGCAUCGGAUGCUUCUGGCCGAACCCAUCGGUGGAGCGCUUCAUCAUCAGCAUCCACAAACACUUCUUCUCCAACUGCAGCCUGGAGCACGCGGUGUUCAUCGACCCGCCGGACGACACGCUCACCCUCCUCAUCUUCAUCCCCGUCUUCCUCACGCUGGCCAUGGUGGUGCUGGUGGUGUGGUGCAGUAAGAGGAGCGAUCUCCUGGCCUAGAACAGCAUCAGGACCGCUCCGACGCACAGAAGCAUCUCUCCUGAUCUCACUGAAGCGUCUGCUGGACUCAUGAUGCUCUCCUUCAGGAGCUGGAGGCUUUAUUCCUCGUCUCGUGGUGAUCACUGAUGCUGAAUUAAUUCAGUAUUAAUCGAGAGCAUGAGUGAAGAUCUGUCAGAAUCUCUGGAUGGACAAAAUGAAUCAUGUACUGUACAGCUAUUAUUUAAUGUUUUAAUUAAAUAGCAUAGAUUUAGAGCAUUUGUCAAGCUCACACUGCCGUGUUUGUGGUUUUAGUUGGGUCUCUCAUCACUCAGUUUGACCGUUCAUUAUCAUCUCGACAUAAUCGCUGGUUCAUUUAUCAGAGGUCCAGUGAGUUUAGCUUCUCCAUCGAGAUCAUCUGUUCUGAUCGAUUCAGACUGAAGCGGGACGAGUGAAGAGCGAGGCUUGUUUUAGGAAAACGGUAUUAUUUAUAUGAGAAGGAAAGCCGUGUAUUGUGUGUGACUUUGAGAUACAAACACAAGACAAUAGUUGCUCUCAAACGUCUGUCCUCGUGAUCUCCAGCAGAGCCAGAGCCGCUCGCGCCGCAGGAAGGAAAUAAAAGCCUUUCCCAUGAAUGAGAGGAAAUGAGCUGGUUAUGAUUUUCACCAAAAGAGCUACAGGAACCUGUGUGUGUUCUGAUGGAGGACGGCUGAGCACACAUUUAUGAUUUCUGUAUUUGAAUUGUGUUAAAUGUUUUUCCAUCAAUUUGGAUUUCACAGUGUUUAACAUAAACAAACUAAUAAACUUAAAGUAAUGCAUAUUUGUGAAUUUAUUUACAUUUCUUAGAAUCAGUUUAAAUCUGUUAAUUGUGAAAACAAUUAAUUUAAUAAUAAUCAGUAUAAAACAGUGAAGAAGCAAUGAAGGAACUGACACAAACUGGACUUAUUGAUGAUCAAUAUAUAAAGCUGGUGUUUUAAGUUAAGUUUAUUAACACUCUUAUAGAAAUCUGACCUGUUUCAUUGAUGUAUGACUGACAAAUAUCACAGUGAGUCUGUUAGUUUGAGAUAAAACUAAGCAGUCGAAAUUUUAAAUGCAAUUCAAAUACAUAAAUAGUCCAUUUAGGCCUGAAUCUGUGUUGAGUCCUGAUAUAUAUAUAUAUAUGUAUAUUUGUAUAUUCCUGUAUGUCUGUGUGUUUUGCUCUGUGAGUCGACGGUCUGUUUCUCUGUUCGGAGUGUAUUAUUGGAAGUCGAUUGAGAGUUUUUUUGUGCCUCCAGCGCUCACUUCCUGUUUACUUUAGAAAGCCCACACUACUAUGUGCAAGUUCACACAGAAGCACAACUGAGAUAAUUUUAACUGGACGCACACAUUUCCAUCACAUGAGCGUUUCUUUCAUCGUCCCAUUCUGGAUCAGGAACACAGAAUAAAUCAGAGCUUCUUUCA
This is a messenger RNA of Carassius gibelio (silver crucian carp), 2153 nucleotides long. Its product is annotated as receptor activity-modifying protein 3-like. The record is from RefSeq and is a predicted model, not a curated record. The transcript has 4 exons. Gene Ontology annotation, cellular component: membrane; signaling receptor complex; cell surface. Gene Ontology annotation, biological process: regulation of G protein-coupled receptor signaling pathway; receptor internalization; intracellular protein transport. The coding region runs from base 243 to 737 and encodes 164 amino acids. NCBI's taxonomy places the organism in Eukaryota, Metazoa, Chordata, Actinopteri, Cypriniformes, Cyprinidae. Gene Ontology annotation, molecular function: coreceptor activity.